Arachis ipaensis is the source of this 1215-nucleotide messenger RNA. RefSeq lists its product as uncharacterized. The record is from RefSeq and is a predicted model, not a curated record. Gene Ontology annotation, molecular function: catalytic activity. NCBI's taxonomy places the organism in Eukaryota, Viridiplantae, Streptophyta, Magnoliopsida, Fabales, Fabaceae.
AUGCAAAGCAAAAAGAAAAAGUUCGACGAAGCAGGCCAAAAAAUUGAAAGCAGGGGGUUGGGAGGUAAUGGAAAAGUUAAUAUGCUAAAGAAUUUUAUAAGUAAGCUUAGAUUGGAUAUGCUGGGUUUGAUAGAAACAAAGAAAGAGCUUGUGACUAAAUUUGAUGUAGCUCGUAUCUGGGGAAGCAAAAAUGCUUGUUGGGAGUUUGUGGGUUCCAUUGGGGCCCUGGAGGAAAGGGUUGUGGUAAAGGAUAAUUUUCACUGUGCUAUUUGUCUGGUGUAUGGACCACAUGAGAGAGCUGAGAAGGCCUCUGUUUGGGAAGAAUUUUGUUAUAUUACAAGGCUGUGUCAGGUGCCGUUUUGUUGUUUGGGAGAUUUUAAUGAAAUUUUGCGUCUAGAAGAAAGAAAAGGAGUGACUAGUUUAUCAGCGUCUGCGGAAGAUUUUAAAGUGUGGAUAAAUGAUAUGGAAUUAACUGAUUUGGCACUAAAUGAUCGUAAGUAUACAUGGUUUAGAGGGCAGUCGUGCAGUCGUAUUGAUAGGUGCCUAGUGUCUUUGGGGUGGCUUGAUGAGUACCCGAAAUUGCAUCUUAGGGGAGGUCCAAGAGGUUUAUUGGAUCACUGCCCAUUGAUUAUGGAAGACAGCAGAAGACUUGAUGGCCUAAGACCAUUCCGCAGCUUAGACUCCUGGUUCACACAUGAAGAAUUUUUGAGAAUGGUAAAGGAAGAAUGGAGGGAAUCGGGUGAUGUACACUUCUUAGAGAAGAUGAAAGCGCUGUCAACACCACUGCAUAAAUGGCAUAAGCAGCAUUUUGGGAAUAUAACUGAGAAGAUAAAGAGGUUUGAGGAAGAAAUACAGAAGGUGGAUGAUAUGGUCAGUAGUAGUCGGUAUGAUAGUAUAAUGGAGGCAAGGAGGAGGGCGCUUGUGAGGUGCUGUGAAAAGUGGUAUGUGAGACGGGAUCUACACUGGAAGCAAAUAUCUAGAUCUCGGCAUGCUACUGAGAUGGAUAGAAACACAAGAUAUUUCCAUAAUAUAGCUUCGGCGAGAAGAAGAAAUAACAGGAUUGAGUCCUUGGUUAUCCAUGGGAGGCUAGUGAGGAAUCAACCAAGAAUUAAGGCUGCGGUUCGGGACUUUUAUAAACGUCUGUACCACCAGGAACAUUCUCCAAGGGUGAGCUUUAGGGACGGACUAGUUAAUCGACUAGAGAGAGGAAGCUGA